Molecule: messenger RNA, 2445 nt
Organism: Morus notabilis
Lineage: Eukaryota; Viridiplantae; Streptophyta; Magnoliopsida; Rosales; Moraceae
Product: phosphatidylinositol 4-kinase gamma 3
Exons: 3
Coding region: 521-2281 (586 amino acids)
Molecular function (GO): protein binding
Source: RefSeq, a predicted model, not a curated record
CAUUCGUUACUCCCUCCAACUUCAUUUUUUUUUUCCUCGAGAAAAAAAAAAAAAAAAACUACGGAGCAAAAAUAUGGAUUCUCGGGAAAAUUUUCGAAGAAAACCGCAGAAAUCUAACCUUCGGUGAAAAUGACUACUGCGAUAUCAGGUUUCUUCCGCUGCCGUUCAUCGGAAUUUCUUUUAGGAUGUUCGCUUCUCCAGGAUAUUUGUAUUCGAGCUUGUCAGAAGAUUUCUUUCAACAUUUCAAAUCUUCAGAUAACCUAUUUUCAGAGGCAUUGGGAGUACCGUGGGAAACUAGAAUUUGAUAGUAUGCCGAAUAUUCUAAUAGAUUCUAGGUUGUUAGUAUAGUUUUCAGGAGGAACUAGAGAUUUUCUAAAGUUCCUAUGCGAUCAAGGGUACUGGUUUUCAUGGUUAAAAAUGUUUCCCAGUAUGGAGCGAGUGACCUUUUGAUGUAGUCUAGAGUUCAAGGAUUGCAAAUUGGUUUUAGUCACUGGGUUUUUGUAGAUUUAGGGGGCUAACAAUGCCCAUUGCAAAGGUAGCUCUAACUCCAGAAUAUGAAGAACCUUUGAAUCAUCCUGCUAAUCUUACAAGUCAAAACAAUAUGGGUUCGAGUGAACCAAUCGUGAUUUACCUCACUGUCAAUGGUUCUGUGAUUCCCAUGCGAAUUAUGGAGUCCGACACCAUUGCUUCAGUGAAGUUGAGAAUCCAAGCUUCUAAAGGCUUUUUUGUGAAGAAACAAAAGUUGGUAUUUGAAGGAAGAGAACUGGCUCGGAACAAUUCUUGUGUACGAGACUAUGGAGUUUCUGAUGGAAAUGUGCUGCAUUUGGUGCUUAGGAUUUCAGAUCUCCAAGCAAUUACUGUUAAAACUGUAUGCGGGAAGAAGUUUGAAUUCCACAUUGAGAAGAGUAGAAAUGUUGGUUAUGUGAAGCAGCAAAUUGCUAAGAAAGGGAAAGGGCUCAUUGAUAUCAAAGACCAAGAACUGAUAUGUGAUGGCGAGGAGCUUGAAGAUCAGAGACUCAUUCAUGAUAUUUGCAAAAUAAAUGAUGCUAUGAUUCACCUGCUGGUAAGGAAACCUGCCAAAGUAAGGGCGAAACCUAUUGGAAAGGAUUUUGAAGUGUCUAUUGAUGCAUCAGAUUACCUUGAGAAUAGGACUAAUUUAGUGAGAGAAUAUCAAUGGGGAAAAAAAUGUUUAGUUGGGAAGAUCAUAAAGAGUAAGCAGUUGCAGAGAGAUUUCCUUUUGGAACCUCUAGUUAUAAGUUCUGAGAUUGAACUCUCAUUAGUUAUCAAAGAGCUAAUUAACUCUACUUGUAAUGGGUUAGAGAGAGGAAAUGAGCCUAUUCGGUCUACAGAUGGAACAGGAGGAGCUUACUUUAUGCAAGAUUCAUCUGGUCUGAGUUAUGUUUCUGUUUUUAAGCCAAUUGAUGAAGAGCCAAUGGCUGUGAAUAACCCGCGCGGUUUGCCACUGUCAUAUGAUGGUGAAGGCUUAAAAAAGGGAACGAGGGUGGGAGGGGGCGCACUAAGGGAAGUUGCAGCAUACCUUUUGGACCAUCCAAUGGAUGGACCUCGAACCUUCAAUAGUGAAAAGGGAUUUGCUGGUGUCCCCCCCACGGUUAUGGUCAAGUGCUUGCACAAAGGAUUCAAUUAUCCAGAUGGCUAUGAAUAUGAUCGCAAAAAUGUUAAGGUUGGGUCACUGCAAAUGUUUGUAAAGAAUGAUGGAAGUUGUGAAGAUAUGGGUCCUCGGGCGUUCCCUGUAGAUGAGGUACAUAAAAUUUCUGUAUUGGACAUAAGAUUGGCAAAUGCAGACAGGCAUGCUGGAAACAUAUUGGUUCAGAAAGACGGCAAAGGUGGUCGGAUUGUGCUUGUUCCAAUUGAUCAUGGCUACUGCUUGCCAGAGAGUUUUGAAGACUGCACAUUUGAGUGGCUUUAUUGGCCUCAAGCUCGGCAGCCUUAUUCCCCUGACAUUCUUGACUACAUCAAAUCAUUAGACGCUGAACAGGAUAUUGAACUUCUCAAGUUUCAUGGGUGGAACCUGCCGCCCAAGUGUGCUCGCAACUUUCGAAUUUCCACGAUGCUUCUAAAGAAAGGAGCGGAGAGAGGACUGACUCCCUUUACCAUCGGAAGCAUCGUGUGCAGAAAAACUGUGAAGGAAGAAUCUGUUAUUGAGCAGAUCAUCCACGAAGCAAUUGAAGCUGAGCUCCCAGGAACGAGUGAAGCCGCAUUUCUCAAGUCCGUGUCAACAAUUAUGGAUCGACGGCUUGAUCAUCUAAAGAAGGCCAUGUAGUAAAUGUGUAGACAUAUCAUAUAUGUUAUUAGGCAAGGGACUCUAGUUCAGCUACUGCUUGUUCAGUCUUUGGCACUCGUGUCCCAAUCAUUUAUUUAUUUAUUUAUUAAUAUCCUCUAUUAGUUGAAGCGUAUAAAAAUAAACCAAUACAAAGUAUUUGUAGU